This is a messenger RNA of Medioppia subpectinata, 643 nucleotides long. Lineage: Eukaryota; Metazoa; Arthropoda; Arachnida; Sarcoptiformes; Oppiidae. The record is from the annotation of a GenBank genome assembly.
AGUCUCAUCACAACAAACGCUACGAGAUAUCGGAUAGCAUUGGAUGGAAGAGAUAUUCAACUCUUUGAAUUUGGUCUCCGCAGAGCUCAAGGCAUCGAUGGUGGACUCUCAGAUAACAUUUAAAACAGCCUCAAAAUAUGCAUAUAUUGGAGGCUUUAACGGAACGAGUAAUGUAUUGGCCGGGAAGAUGUAUGGCAUACCCCUGAAGGGAACUCACGCUCACUCUUUCGUUAUGUCCUAUACAUCUAUUAAUGAGCUAAAUAUUCGAACUCUGAAAAAUAGUAAAACUGGAGAAACAGUGGAUUUUGUGGAGCGUUGUCUCAAAUAUCAAAAGGAAUUGUCAGAACUUUUAGGAGUUCUACAAUCGGAAUGCAGUUCCAGUGAAUUUGCUGCAUUUAUCGCUUAUGCCAUUUCAUUUCCGGACGCCUUUCUAGCAUUAGUUGACACUUACGAUGUGAUCAGGAGUGGAUUACUAAACUUCAGUGCCAUAGCGUUGGCUCUCAACGAACUCGGGUAUCGACCGAUUGGUAUUCGUAUAGAUAGUGGAGAUCUGGCCUAUCAGUCGUCGGUGGCCUACGAUUCGUUCUGCAAAAUCGGUGACAAGUAUUCACUCGAUUGGUUCCGAGAGCUGACAAUCGUUGCG